Dioscorea cayenensis subsp. rotundata (Guinea yam) is the source of this 1324-nucleotide messenger RNA. RefSeq names its product rhomboid-like protein 14, mitochondrial. Gene Ontology annotation, cellular component: membrane. Gene Ontology annotation, molecular function: serine-type endopeptidase activity. NCBI's taxonomy places the organism in Eukaryota, Viridiplantae, Streptophyta, Magnoliopsida, Dioscoreales, Dioscoreaceae. The transcript is spliced from 2 exons. The record is from RefSeq and is a predicted model, not a curated record. The coding region runs from base 142 to 1143 and encodes 333 amino acids.
UUCUGAUUCGAUUCGGAUUCCCUUGCUUGCGGGCCAAGUUAUCCAUAAAUACAAAGGUCCGAGCCCACGAGCAACGAAUAAAACUAGCGAGAAAGAGCCCUUCCCCCCACGUUCUCAUCAAAGGGGGGAAACAUCUAACAGAUGGAGUUCGGUCGGCGCCGGAGGAGGGUGUCGAUGAGGAUGCUGCCGCUGCUGGCGCUACACGUAGCCUACGAGUACCGGCGCGCAGUUUGGAAGCCGCCCGUGACCGCGGGCUUGUUGCUCGCCAAUACGCUCGUCUACCUCCGGCCUGGGGCUCUUCACCAUACCCUCCCCACCAUAGAUCGUGUCUUCUUCAACCCCCAUCUCAUCCUUAAGUAUGGGGAUGCCAAGCGAUUCUUUUUGUCGCCAUUUUACCACAUUGAUGAUUCACACCUGGUUUGCAAUAUGAUGUCCCUCCUAUGGAAGGGGAUCCAGCUGGAGACAUCGAUGGGCAGCAUCGAGUUUGCAUCCAUGGUUACGGCAUUAGUUGGUAUUUCCCAGGGUAUCACCCUACUAUUAGCAAAAGCUUUACUCAUCUUCUUUGGUUAUGAGGAUGCCUACUACAACCACUACUCAGUUGGUUUCUCUGGUGUUCUCUUUGCAAUGAAGAUGGUUCUAAAUUCUCAGGCUGAUAGCCCAACUAACGUACACGGGCUUAUAAUUCCUGCACGAUAUGCUGCUUGGGCUGAGUUGAUCCUCAUCCAGAUGUUUGUUCCAAGAGCGUCUUUCCUUGGUCAUUUAGGUGGUAUAUUAGCUGGUCUUCUGUAUCUUCAAUGGAGACGGGCUCACUCAGGCUCUGAUCCAUUAUCAGCUCUGUUUUGGAAAGUUUUCAGAAUAGUAAGCUGGCCUCUUAGGUUUAUGCGAGGUUUAUUCGGGUUCCGGCAAGGGCGAGUAUUAGGUAGGGGAAGAGUUGGAACGAGCCAGUUUGAGAGAGGGUUACAUGGGGUGUGGAGGUGCAAUUUAUGUACAUAUGACAAUUCAGUAUUGACUGAUGUGUGCGAGAUGUGCAGCACUGAAAGAGGUGGUUAUGGCUUCUCAUCAGGAUUUCAACAAUCUAACAGGACCAGUGACUUAUCAGUGGAAGAGCUUCGUCGUCGCAGACUACAAAGAUUUGAUCGAUAGAUAGAAUGUCAUAGACUGUGACUUCUUAGACACAUGAACGUAGAUAAUGCAAAGGGUCAGUCAAUUAUAUAGAAUGGUUUGUUAUUUGUUGAACUUUCUCCAAUGCUUCGUUGUAAAACCCAAAAAUAUUUUCCAGAGGAAGGAAUGGUAAAAUAAAGGCCAAGUUAGAUAAAUUUUCAUU